UGUGGGUGAACACGGUGUGGGAUAUGGAUUUCACGGAGACCGAGCCUCUGGAGCCUUGCAUAGCGGAGGAGCUCACGGCCGAUGGGCUCGACACCUUCACCCGCCUGUACAGCGCUCUGGCGCCCUUUGCUGCCGGACACCAGGAGAGCAGAGAGAAUGUGUGGACCUUGUUUGCUGAGAGCAGCGUGUCCCACCAGGCCCUGGUGGCUGUGCUGCAUCACUUUGUGCACGUGGGCCAGCACAAAAGAGCCAACGCACAGCAGAGGGUGUUUGCUCUGCACUCGGCUGGGCUCUACCUGCUGCUGCUGGAGAUGCCAGGCAGCAUAGCCAACCGGAUGUUCCACCAAGUGAUGUUUGAUAAAUGUCUUCACACCCUGACAAAAUGCUGGCCUCAAGAGAUAAAGAAAAGGAAGAAGGGACAGUCUCAAAGCUCUCAGCCCAAUGCCAGAAGGAACAGAAAGAAAGGGAAACCAAGCAGGAACAACAGCGCCAGUAUGGAAGAGAUGUUGGAAGAGGAGAAGGAAGAGGAUGAUGAGAAUGUUUACCUCUCAACAGAAGAUCUUCUCCAAGUCCGCAAUGCCGUCUUCCUUCUCUUGAAAAACUUCCUGAGGCUUCUGCCCAAGUUCUCCCUAAAAGAAAAGCCUCAGUGCAUUGAGAACUGUGUGCAGGUCUUGGUUGAGAUGACCAGCUUUGAGCCAGUGCUCCACGAGUUCCAGUUUUCAGCAGCCAUGGAUGUUAAUAAAGCCAAGUACAUUCCUGAGCUGGCCUGUUAUGGACUUCACUUACUGUGCUCCCCUCUCCACAGCACAGAGCAUAAGGAGGAGUUUGUGAAAUGGAAGGAUUGCCUCUUCUUUCGGUUCGUCAGUGUCCUGGUGGAUCCAAACCCAGAUAUUGCCAGGUUUGCAGAGUUCUGCCUGGUGCAUCUCUUGCUGAAGAGGAACCCUGUGAUGUUCUCCCAGCACUUCAUCGAGUGCAUCUUCCACUUCAACAGCUACGAGAAACACCAGAAGUACAACAGGUUCCCCCAGAGCCAGAGGGCGAAGCAGCUCUUCUCUCUGAAGGGGAAGGAGAACAAGGAGAAGAGGAUGAGGAUCUACACCUUCCUGCUGGACCAUUUCACGGAUGAGCAGAGGUUCAGCAUCACCACCAAGAUCAGCCACAGCAUCCUAGGGAGCAUCCAGAGCUGGCUGAAGGAGUCUCAGUGUCCCCUGGAGGUGAUCAGCCCGGCCGUGGAGACCCUGCAGAAGCUCUGCCAGGCCUCUGCAGCUGCACCAGAGGAGGCACAGGAGCUGCUCAACCAGGUGUGUGGAGAUUUGGUAUCCACCUGUGAGAGCUACAUCUCCAACAUAGUCCUCAAAGAGGAUGGAGCAGGGCAGCUGCAGGAAGAUCUCUUGGUCAGACACCUCUUCCUGCUGGGAGAGGCUGCCCAGCUGUGCCCAGCCAAGGUGGACAAACACAUCUUCCUGCUGGUCCAGUCCAUCCUGGCCUCUUCUGGCAGCAAGGACCAACUGUCUGCUUGCACAGACAGUGAGGAGAUGCCCAGCUCCCAGCCUCUGUCCCAGUUCAGGGGCUCAGCCAUGCCUCCCGUGGUCAGGGCUCACGCUCUCAUCACUUUGGCUUGCUUUGUGGAUGAGAUCCUUCCUUUGGACCUAGAAGGCAGUGAGCUGCUCUCAGAUACAUUUGCAGUGCUCAGCUGCAAAGAAAUCAAGCUCUCAAGUAUGAGGUCCAAACCUGACGAGGACAUCCAGGCUGAUGAAGAUGAGAUGGCCAUGGCCAAUGCUGUCAUGCAGGUGGCCCAGAAAAAGCUCAUUUCACAGGUUCAAAAGAAGAAUUUCAUCGAAAACAUCAUCCCAAUAAUCACAUCACUCAAGUCCUUGAUGGAGCAGAAGAGGAUCCCAGCUCUCAAGGACCUGAUGAACUGCCUGAGGGAAAUGAUGCAAGAUUACCGAAACGAAAUCAAAGACUUCUUUGCUGUGGACAAGCAGCUGGCAGCCGAGCUGGAGUAUGACAUGAAGAAAUAUGAAGAGCAGCUGGCCAGGGAGAAGGAGUCAGAGCAGGAGCAGCUCCCAGCAGCCCACAGGGAGCAGACUCCAUCUCUGGAGAGAGCUGCAGCUCCUGGUGGCCAGAAUGAUUGCAGUGCUCAGCCCUCAGGGGGUGGGCGGCCAUCGACACCUGGCUCCAUCCCUCCCCCUGGCCCCUCUGAGUUUGCCACCCCUCGUGCUGAGGCUCUGAAACAGCCGCUGGUGGGUCGCAGAGACCAUGAAUGAGUUGACUUUUGGUGCUGGGGUCAGCUACAUCAGCCUGAUGCACACACCCCAUUCAGCUCCAGUGAAGAAAGAGGCUGAGGAUGGGCCAAGGGAUAUCAUCUGUUUGACAUCGCCGGAGAAACCCCCCUGCCGGCCCAGGGAGUGGAAGGUGGAGUCCCCAGCCCAGAGGAGCGGCCAGGCGGGGUCCCUGCGGCGCUCCCAGCGCAGAAACCCCCGGAGGGCAGACACCUGAGAGCGGCACACUGAGCUGCACACAGCCACCAGGCUCCUGAACUGCCCCUGAGCUGUGGAUGCUCAUCCUGCCCUGUCUGCUCUGAGCUGGCUCUCCCCAGAGCUGCCCACAGCCACCAGCCUCCUGAACUGCCCCUGCACGGCCCCACCGAGGGCAGACACCUGAGAGCGGCCCCCAGAGCUGCACACACCUACCAAGGCUCCUGAACUGCCCUGGCAUUGGAAACGGCUGUGGAUGCUCAUCCUGCCCUGUCUGCUCUCCCCAGAGCUGCCCUGGAGAUGGGCAAAGCCUGCAGAGCACAGGGAUGGGUUCUAAGUGCUGCUCUUCACGCUGCAGGGUGACAGGAGAGGGUGGCUUUUCACUCUCUGGAUGUGUAAUUUGUCCAUUUGGAAAAGUAAGGGCAUAAUGUCACCACGAGCUUGGCAAUAAAUUCAUUUAUCACAGCUUGCAGGGCAGUGAGUGGCUGGGUUUGCUCACCCAAUGCCUCAUUGUCCCUCUUGGUUUUAUAACAGAGUUGCUUUAAUUUGAAAAAAGGUGAAACAGCUUGUCACUGCCACACCCCUAAAUCUGGUAAUUGCACGCUACAUCACCUCUUAUUUGUUGUGCAAACUCCUGUGUGUAUGAACAGCCUUAAUGUUCUUUUUAUAUGGAAUAUUUCCAUUCUUGAACUGUGUUAUUUCCAACUAUUAGCAUUUGAUGAAAAUAAAUGGUUGCAGAAUUAAUUCCA
This is a messenger RNA of Zonotrichia albicollis (white-throated sparrow), 3226 nucleotides long. The record is from RefSeq and is a predicted model, not a curated record. NCBI's taxonomy places the organism in Eukaryota, Metazoa, Chordata, Aves, Passeriformes, Passerellidae.